Caenorhabditis elegans is the source of this 1320-nucleotide messenger RNA. It is a transcript of the gene F49E11.2, whose product is annotated as G-protein coupled receptors family 1 profile domain-containing protein. The transcript has 9 exons. Gene Ontology annotation, molecular function: G protein-coupled receptor activity. The record is from RefSeq and is marked reviewed. Gene Ontology annotation, biological process: signal transduction; G protein-coupled receptor signaling pathway. Bases 63 to 1199 code for a protein of 378 amino acids. NCBI's taxonomy places the organism in Eukaryota, Metazoa, Nematoda, Chromadorea, Rhabditida, Rhabditidae. Gene Ontology annotation, cellular component: membrane; plasma membrane.
AGACAAUUUGGAUAUUCCAUCUUAAUUGAUAUAAUGGCAUAAUAAUCUAGUAACGUUGAAAAAUGGUUCACAUCAACUUGACCCGAUUGGCUCACGACUGUGAGCUCCACAUGAGUGAGCAGGAAGUUGAUCAGAUUGAGAGGAGACAUGCGAGGCUUGAUAAGUCAACCGAUUCAAUUCUUCUGAUGACUCCCAUAUUUUCGAUUGUUUCUUUCGCAUUUUCAAUAACUCUUCUUGCUGCAAUUAUAUAUGCUCUGCUUGGAAGGAAGAUCCCGUCAAGAAAAUAUUGCAUUAUAAUUUCCCGAACUCUGGCUGAUAUUUUCUCGUCAGUGCUCAUCGCUGCCGCAUCUCUUUUCGCCAAUUCAUACUCUGCUUCCUACAUGGUUCUUGCCCUCUUCCUCUACAUUUGCACAUUCGGAGUCAUUCAAUUGACGUCUUCUCAUAUCGCUGUAAUUAUUUUAAGACAGAUAAGUGUGACUCGUCCCUAUGGGUUCCAGUCGAUUUGCAGUAUUCGUCGUUUAUCACUUAUCGUUGGUUUCACCUGGAUUUUAUCGAUUAUGUACUCGGCUGCGUAUACUCCAAUGACCACAGUUAUUGUGGAUGCGUCGAAGGAAGAUAGAGUUUGUCCCUUCCAUAGUUGCCAACGGCCUCUUAUCAUCACUGCAAUCAUUAUUGUCGUCGUUUCAAUGUUCACAGUUCUCGGCUCCUACGCCAUCGUUAUCGCGAAAAUGGCUCAGAUUGCUCAUAGUGAAAAAAUGCACAAUGAGCCCGAGUUGACUCGAAAACGAAUGCACAAGUUUUUCAAAUUUGGUGGCCAUCUGGCACUCUACACAUUAAUUGUCUCGCUGAUUUUUGUCGGAUCUCUUUUCAUUCUACACAAUGCCGAAGAUUAUCAUCAAGUCAAUCGGAUGAUUGCAAUCAAUUGUGAUGUUUAUGACUACCUAAACAUCAAGCUUCGUCUGGAAACAAUUGCCGGCGGAGCGGUGCUUCUGUGGUGUGUCCGGAUAAUUUUCGACGUUGUCAUCGCGUUUUUGUCGGAAAUUCGGCUUCUGCCAUGGCUCCGACUGGAUAAUUUGCAAACUUUGGAUAGUAGUCGGGUGGUAUCUGUUCGUCAUGGAUUAGGCUGGCAAAAAGGAUGUGUCAACUGUCCAGUUUUCAAUAUUGAAAAUCGCCUUCAUCCUUUGGAUUUCAAAAACUGAAAUGCUUCAUCUCACAACAAUCCCCCGCUUCAUCCUCACUGCCAUCAUUUUUAUCCGUCUUUCCCCACAGAUGUGUUUGAAUAUAAUUUGAAAAUUGAACAAAUAAACAAAACAUUUUGAU